GACAAAUUCACAGCAGCCUCGCGCUGACCCAAAAAAGAGCGAUUCCAAUGUCAAACAAAGCAGCCAACUCAACCACAGCUGCUCAAACAUCAAUAUCAACGCCGGCGUGUGGAAAACACGGAGCAAACCCAUUCACCUUUUGCCUAUUGAUUCCUUCCUUUGUCUCCUCUUCUCUCAGCUCAGAUUUCUCUUGCCUUUUGGGUUUUCUUUGCAUUCCAUCUGAACAAGGUAUUGUUGGGUUCCGAAAGCAUUAACUGUUUUGAUUGACGAUAUCAUGUUCCAAGGUUGUGGUAGUUGAAGUCUGAGCUAUGAUCCCUGAUGUUGCUUCAAUGUCAUCUGGUGUAAACAAAAUGGACGUUUUCUUUAGGAACACAACAGAGGAGGCUCAACAUUCUCAGCAGAACAUUAUUAUGUGCCCAUUUCUUCGGAACAUUAAUGAGCCAACUAAUUUUUCCUUCUCCUCAUCAAUGGCUUUCCCAACACCUGUGCAAGGAGCUAAAGGCCCAAUUUUUGAGGAUGGUCCCAAUUUUGAAAUUGCUUUCAGGCUUUUCCAUGGGCAAAAUGGCAUUGUCCCACUUUCUGGAAGAUCAUUUGUGCGUGCUGAGGAGAAAGAUUCUAAACCGGCACCGUUUCAGUUUAAUCCUUUAGCAGCAAAGGCAGCCAUCAUUAGUCUCUCAGCUUUUGGACCUGGAGGACCCUUUGGCUUUGAUGCAUUUUCUGAGAAAUGGAAGAAUCAGAAAAGAAAAUUGAAAUCUUCCAAGAAAGGAAAUUCUUCACAGGGAGGAGACUCGAAGCAUGAGGCAAUGAGCAACGAGUGGUUAGAAACAGGGAAUUGCCCAAUUGCAAAGUCAUUCCGGGCAGUAAGUCAGGUAGUUCCACUCGUUGCAAAGGCUGUUCAGCCAGCCUUUGGCAUGAAAGUAAAGUGCCCCCCAGCAAUUAUUGCAGCCAGAGCAGCUCUUGCACAAACAGCCUUUGCAAAAACCCUGCGACCACAGCCCCUCCCUGCAAAGGUUCUUGUGAUCGGAUUAUUGGGCAUGGCGGCAAAUGUUCCUUUAGGAAUAUGGAAGGAGCAUACCGAGAAGUUCUCACCUUCAUGGUUUGCAGCCAUCCAUGCAGCAGUUCCCUUCAUAGCUAUGCUUCGAAAGUCGGUGUUGAUGCCUAAGACAGCUAUGGCUUUUACCAUUGGGGCAUCGGUAUUGGGACAGGUUAUCGGCUCCAGGGCAGAAAGGCACCGGCUGAAAUCGGUUGCUGCAAGAAAGUUAGCUCUUACAGAAGCCUCAGUUAAUUGCUCUAAGCAGUUGCUAGUUGCCGGAGCUGAAGAUGGACAUUGCAGACUGGAACAAAGUUCCUGCUAAUAUUUAGUGGCUUUGCUUAAAAAAAAAAAAUAUUUAGUGGCUUAGAUCGUGUGGUAUACGACUUGCUGCUGUUCUGUGAAGCUAUACUAUUGAUUUGUCUUUUGUAUUGUUUGUUUGUUCCUGUUAUUGAUUUUCAAUUGUUACAUUCUUUUUGUCCAUUAAUGGAGGAAAUAAGACAUGGAGGCAUUGGAUUA
Diospyros lotus (date-plum) is the source of this 1549-nucleotide messenger RNA. RefSeq lists its product as uncharacterized. Gene Ontology annotation, cellular component: chloroplast. The transcript has 4 exons. The coding region runs from base 309 to 1355 and encodes 348 amino acids. NCBI's taxonomy places the organism in Eukaryota, Viridiplantae, Streptophyta, Magnoliopsida, Ericales, Ebenaceae. The record is from RefSeq and is a predicted model, not a curated record.